This is a messenger RNA of Eriocheir sinensis (Chinese mitten crab), 2666 nucleotides long. RefSeq names its product neural cell adhesion molecule 1-B-like. Gene Ontology annotation, molecular function: protein binding. Bases 1 to 1332 code for a protein of 443 amino acids. Lineage: Eukaryota; Metazoa; Arthropoda; Malacostraca; Decapoda; Varunidae. The transcript has 11 exons. The record is from RefSeq and is a predicted model, not a curated record.
AUGCUGGGUCAUGAUCCGCCAGUAGCCUCGCUGGAGCUGGGUGGUAGGUCGGCUUCGGUAGUGGUGCAUGAAGGAGAGGACGUCACCUUCACAUGCAAUGUGGACGCCAACCCACCCUCAUACAAGACUACCUGGUACCUGGCGGAUCGCCCCAUCGCGGAAGGUCCCGGGGUGGAGGUCAGUGUCAGCAGACUGGCGCUCAGCAGUGUUACCAGACACCAGGCGGGCCCUUACACUUGCUCGGCAUCCAACGUGGAAGGUGACGCCCGCAGCACACCGCUCAACCUGACAGUAAACUAUGCACCCGUGUGCGAGGAGCCGCCGUCAGCGGAGACGCGGAAAGUCUACGUGGCAGGAGUGGGCCGGCCGGUAAACGUGAGCUGCGGCGUGCUGGCCUCCCCGCCCUCUGUCAGGUUCUCGUGGGUGUUCAACAACUCGGUGGCCUCAGAACGACUUCCGGGCGACCAGGUAUUCACCACACCAGAUGGGCAAAGUGUGGCGGAGUUUCUUCCCAAGAUACACCAGGACUCGGGGACAUUACAAUGCUGGGCCCAGAACAGCGUGGGGAGGAUGAUGCAACCCUGCCUGUUCGAGGUAGUGCCUGCAGGUCGUCCUGAGCGUCCUGUGUCAUGUGAGGUUGUCAACAAGACGUACGACUCCCUGGGUGUGGCCUGCGCUGCGGGCUUCGACGGAGGACUAAGACAGAGCUUCUCCGCCAGGGUGUUUAAUAGCGUGACGGGCAUCGAGCAGGUGAACGUGACGUCGCACCAGUCUACCUUUACUUUGGAGGGUCUCACACCGGGCCUAGACUACGUGAUUCAGGUGUCGGCGCACAACGACCUCGGAGCCUCGCCAGCCGUCACCCUCGAGGCCUUCACCUACAAGACGGCCGAGAACAGAAUGCGGAAUGAGAAGGUGGAGGAGGUGACGAGCCCCGAGACGGAGGACAGUCGUGGUGGAGGUGGUGCAGGACUUGUGACUCAGGCGGUGCUGGUGUCGGCUGUGGCUGCGGCGGUGGUGUUACUGCUAGCCACGGCGACGGUGGUGGUGCAGUGUGUGAUGAGGAGGGGGAGCCACCACCACCACCACCCUGACCUCACCACUCCCACGGCCACAACGUCUGCUGGAACAAUGGCCAACACUAGAUCUGCCUCGGCUGCGUCCUUCGUCGUGAGUCAGCAGACACACGGGACUUUUGCCGGCGGUCACCGCAGCGCCACGAUGCACACCGAGGUCUCCAUGGAGUUGUCUGACUUGCUGAUGGGAGGAGCAUGUACCCCUCCAACGCCCCCACUGCCCCCCCUGCCGCCCCCUCCCGGCACCCGCAAAUGACAGUUUGCCACGUAUUGCCGGGGAGCGUGUGACCCCCUGGGCCCCCUUGUGGUGCACAGCCACCUCAUCAGGACGCCCUUCCCACCGCCAGCGCCGCCCCUGAUGCCCCCCAAAAUGGCGUGAGGCACAGCCCGCGGGGAUGGUCUUGCACGCCCUGAUGACCCCUGCAAGGACGGGGAACCAGCCACCACCGUCUUUUGUUACUCCCCCGCCAGCUGACCUGACCUGAAUGGUGGAGAAGAAAAAGGAGAAGUGGUGGAGAAGAAAAGGAGAAGAAGAAGAGAAAAUUCAUCAAGAAGUUAUUGUCACUUGCCUCUAAUCCUCGUCGUAACAAAUUGGUCAUCGAAAAUAUGAAAAAUAUGAAUGUGCCGUGCAAAGAUACAUCAAGACUGAGCAGACGGGAACGGAACACGAAAAAGGUGUGUGUAAAUACCUGGGAACCACUCGCCUGCCGCAAUUACCUGUGUGUAACGUGGCGAGGAAAUGUUUAAUUAAAAUACGGUGGCGGUGAACAUUGUUGGCACUCAUGAACUGAAGUGGUAAUGGGGGUGGUUGUUGUGGUGAUAGUGGCUUUGUCUGUGAUUAUAAUGAUGGUGUUGGUUGUGGUGAUGGCGAAAGUUGUGGUGGUGGAUAUGGCCAGUGUGGUAGGGGAAUGUGGUGGUACGAAUUUACAUUUUAAUAACAAUACACAUUUUAAGGGAGUUGUUGUGAUACGAGGAGGUUGUGAUGGAUAUGUUGAUGCUGAUAUUAGGAUUCGUGGAUAGUUUAGUAGUGGUGUGGGUUGGGGGUCGGUCAUAAUGGUGGUGGCUGGGAUAGAAUAGAGAAACGUAACUUGUGUGGUGGUGAUGAUGGUCAGUGGGCGGUGGUGGUGUGGUGACGGUGCGGUAUGAGUGAAAGGGAAGCUUGAAGUAAUGGUGAAGCUGGUAGUGCAUGGUGGGUUCAUUUUGGUGGUUGUGAUGAUGAUGGUGAUGGUGUUUGGAAUGUGGUCUGUGUGGUGGUGAUGGGGGUACGUGAACGGUGGUGGUUAUGGGGGUCCGUGGGUGGUGGUGGUUGUGGUGGUGAUGACGGUCGGUGAGCGGUGGAUAUGUACGCGUGUUAGUGGUGUUGUGUUAGCAGUGAUGGAGGUGUUUCAUAAGUGUUCAGUGGUGAUGGUGGUGGUGGAACUGGAAGGGGUGGUGGUGCUGGUGUUGGCGGAAUUGGAGUUAUUGGUAGUGGUGAUGGUGGUGGAGAUGGGAUGCUGGUGGUGGUGAAGGUGGCAAUGGUGGUGGAGGCGGAACUGGAGGUUUUGGUAGGUAAUGGUGGUGGAGAUAGGAUGCUGGUGGAGAUGGGAUGCU